CAUUAGACAUUAGAUUUGAUGUGAAUGGCCAAUAAAGAUAGAUAAUGGAAUAACCCGGCAUGAAACCGCGUAGUAUCUUUUACUAUGUUUCCAAUCCUGCACCAUCUUCAUGUGUCUCUCCCACUUUCUGCAUUUAUAAGUUUUAAUAUUUGUCCCUCUUUUCACUCCCUCAAGACUCACUCUCACUCUUACUCAUACUCUUUCAUUCCCUACUUGCUUUCAUCAUCUAAUAUCCAGUACCAAUAUCAGUAGAUCUAAUAUCUACCCUCUUAUUCCUUGUACUGUUUUUUCAUUAUUAGAUCUUCAUUCUUCUCCAUUAUUAUGGCUCCACUUCCUCUGUUUUUCACCUAUUCAAACUUUCUCCUUUUUGCUUCCCUUCUUUUUGCUUCUUCUUUCUUUGUUUCUUCUUCUUCUGAGAUUCAUAACCGACAAUCUCGUUUCUUUCUUGCUAGAAGAUCCUUACUUGAAAAAACUCAUGAACUUGAUGUUUUAGAAUCACCCAAUAACAUAAAAUCCACUAAAUCUUUUUCCGAAAAUCAUACUAAAAUUACUAAAAUUUCUUCUUCUUCGUCUAAAAACCAAACUAAAACCCUUAAACCCACUUCAUCAAAUUCGGGUUUAAAAAAGAAUCAAACCAAAUUAAUCAACCCCAUUUCAUCAAAAAAUAAAACAAAAAAUAUUCAACCAAAUUCAUCUAAAAAUGUCGGUGCUCCUUCUAAACUCAACCUUAAUUCAACUAAAGCCCUGGAUCCAAUCAAAUCAAACUCCUCCACCAAAAAAAAAACCAAAUCUUCCAUUGGUAAUACCGAUAACCCGGAUAAACAAAAACCCAAAUCAAUUUCGGAUACUAAAACCAAAUCAAAUCAAUCCAAAACCCAAAAAACAAAUCAAAAACAAAACCCACCGACACAACCGACAUGGUUAUACCAAGACGAAGAAGAAGAAGACGAUUUCUUAGCAGAAAUUAAAGAUCUCCCAACAAAAUUUCACAAAACAUUUGUCCCAGAUUUACACAGAAUCUCAACAACAUCACGAUUAUACCUUACAAAAGCCAACAAAGAACUCACUAAAACCUACAUUAAACCAUAUGUCGGCAACAAAUACGCACCCGCCAUUACAACCGCCAUUUCUUGUGCUUUCAUUAUAAUCCCAUUUUUAUUAGUUUCCCUCAUUUUCAACCGAAUUAAAGCUUAUUUUUCUCUCCAAAAACUUGUAAUUUUCAUCCAAAUAUACCUCUCAAUUUACUUCUCAAUUCUGUGUCUAUCAUCUUUGAUUACUGGGUUAGAACCACUUAGGUUUUUUUACGCUACUUCGCAACCUACAUAUAUUUGGUUGCAAGUUUUACAGACACUUGGGUAUGUCAUGUAUUUGUUGAUGUUGUUGAUGUACCUUGUUUUGGUAUUUUCAACUGAAUCUGGAUUGGGCCAGAAGUUUUUGGGCUUGGCCCAGACUUUUGUCGGGUUUGCUGUUGGGCUACAUUACUAUAUCACGGUGUUUCAUCGUGUGGUGUUGCGUCAGCCACCUAAAACUAAUUGGAAAAUUCAUGGGAUUUAUGCCACUUGUUUCCUUGUGAUUUGUCUACUUACUCAAGCCGAGAGAAGGAAGAAAGCUUACUUCCAAGAAUGUGGCGAAGAAGGCAAACAAAGCUAAUACUUUUAUAAUUAAUGUGUAUUAAUUAAUUAAGUUAUAUAUAUAUAUACAUAUAUAUAUAUAUUAUAUAUAUAUUUUUAUCUUUUUGCAUA
Molecule: messenger RNA, 1742 nt
Organism: Amaranthus tricolor (Joseph's coat)
Lineage: Eukaryota; Viridiplantae; Streptophyta; Magnoliopsida; Caryophyllales; Amaranthaceae
Exons: 1
Coding region: 322-1650 (442 amino acids)
Source: RefSeq, a predicted model, not a curated record